Molecule: messenger RNA, 1719 nt
Organism: Chaetomium strumarium
Lineage: Eukaryota; Fungi; Ascomycota; Sordariomycetes; Sordariales; Chaetomiaceae
Exons: 4
Coding region: 218-1516 (432 amino acids)
Biological process (GO): phosphatidylethanolamine biosynthetic process
Cellular component (GO): cytoplasm
Molecular function (GO): ethanolamine-phosphate cytidylyltransferase activity
Source: RefSeq, a predicted model, not a curated record
UAUUAGCAACCUCGCUUGCAAGCUUGUAAUGCAAUCUUAAUAAAUGAGCCACUUUGGGUUUAAUGACAUCUCAAACACAUCAUCGUUAUUUGCUGGUUCGCAGUAUACAUGAGCCACUGCUUGCGCCUGCCACGGUCACCGGACAGAACCCAACGGACUGUUUUUAGCAAACAGCCGUCUUUGCAUACUGGAUUGAUCCCGCAUAGACUCACAAGCAAUGGCUGCCACAAAUGACACUCUCCCGCCUGGAGACCCGGUGCCCGAGCUGCUCGAAGGACGCCUGUGGGUUGACGGGUGCUUUGACUUCUUUCACCACGGACAUGCUGGAGCCGUGGUGCAGGCCCGCCAGCUCGGCGAUGAGCUUUACGUGGGCGUCCACUCUGACAAGGCCAUCCUCGAGAACAAAGGUCCCACUGUCAUGAACCUGAAAGAACGCCUCCUCGCCACAGACGCGUGUCGCUGGGUGACCAAAUCGAUCCCAAACGCCCCCUACGUGACCCAGCUCGACUGGAUCAGCCACUUCGGGUGCAAGUACGUGGUGCAUGGCGACGACAUCACGUCCGACAGCAGCGGCGAGGACUGCUACCGCUUCGUCAAGGCCGCCAACCGGUUCAAGGUGGUCAAGCGCACACCUAGCAUCUCGACGACAGAUCUCGUGGGCCGUAUGUUGCUGUGCACUAGGGGUCACUUUAUUAAAUCGCUUGAGAAGGUGCUUGUCGGUGAAGAAGGGCACGGGACCGAAGACGAGAGGAAGGCCAAUGGUGAGGCGAUGCGGGAGAGAAUCCGGUUGUACGCAACCGAUGAGACGGCCAAGAAACCCGGUGCGGAUGUGUGGUUCUGGAGCCCGCAGGGCGGAUUUAAGGAGCUAUUCCGUGGGAUUGGCCCGAAGCCCGGCCAGAGGGUUGUGUACGUGGAUGGCGGGUUUGAUCUCUUCUCCAGCGGCCACAUCCAGUUCCUGCGCCUGGUGACAGAAGCCGAGGAGGAGUUGGCCAGGAAGGACGGUUGGUACUCGGAGCAGGCCGUGAACGAGAGGCGAGGCAAGGGCGCCGAUUACGGGCCUUCUUUUGUUGUUGCUGGCGUCCACGACGACGAGGUCAUCAACAAGUGGAAGGGAGUCAACUACCCGAUCAUGAACAUCUUUGAACGCGGCCUGUGCGUUCUUCAAUGUCGAUAUAUCAACGCCGUCAUCUUCGGCGCCCCGUUCACCCCUACAAAACGCUAUCUUACCUCUCUACCCUGGGGCACUCCUGAUGCUGUCUACCACGGGCCAACGUCCUUUAUGCCCUCCACCGACGAUGUCUACACUGACCCCAAAGAGAUGGGCAUCUACAGGGAGAUCGGACACCACGAGUUCGAGGACGUCAACGCUGGCACGAUAGUGCAGAGGAUACUGAGGAGCAGGGACCUAUACGAGGCUCGACAAAGGGCCAAAGGGAUGAAGGCUGAUCUCGAAGCUGCCCACAAGCAGCGUGAGUUGCUCGAGGAAGAGCAGCGGAAAAAAGAGGCGGCGCGUUAGAGACGCGUGAGGCGGAUCGCCGUGAAAUUGGUGUUUCAACCAAGAGCAUGAGAGGAGUGGGCUAAAAUGGGGGGGUUCAACAGGCCGGGGGCCAGCAAAGGCGGCCGUCAUAGACAUAAACCUAGUGUAAAGAGUACUACCUAAUUCAAACAGGAAUAAUCGUUGGGCAGUCCAUCAGAUACCAUAACGCAUUCCGAGUCAUC